AUGGAGAUUUUUCAGCCCAGAAAGAAAUACCUAGCCCCGGGAAUUCUCCGGCGCUCCUUCCUGGUUCGGAAGAAUCCCCACAGGGAUCAGAUUUCCAGCAGCCCGGCAGUCCCAGAACGGGGGUUCCCAUCCCCCCUCGCGAAAUUAAAGAACCAGUUUUACACAAGAGCAGCCUCCCCGGCCCAGCACCUAUCCCUGUACAGCGGGGCCGGCGUGGGCUCCAUGCCCAAGGUGCACUGGAGCCGGCAGCCCUGUGGGGUGCGGCCCAGCCACUUCAGCCGCGGCUCGGGCACCGUAGCCCGCCGGGUGCUGCCCGCGAUCGAGGCACCCAAGGCGGUCGAAAAGGACCAAGACGAGAGCCAGAAGAUGACUCCGCAGAGGCAGCGGGACCUGCAUCUCAUCGCUGCGCAGGUCGCCACUGGCACCAACAACCACUGA
Messenger RNA from Passer domesticus (house sparrow), 438 nucleotides. RefSeq names its product small ribosomal subunit protein eS19-like. The transcript has a single exon. Lineage: Eukaryota; Metazoa; Chordata; Aves; Passeriformes; Passeridae. Gene Ontology annotation, biological process: translation; ribosomal small subunit assembly. The record is from RefSeq and is a predicted model, not a curated record. Bases 1 to 438 code for a protein of 145 amino acids. Gene Ontology annotation, cellular component: ribosome; cytosolic small ribosomal subunit. Gene Ontology annotation, molecular function: structural constituent of ribosome; RNA binding.